AUGGGCUAUGUGAGUAGGGGACUAAAUGGCGCUCCGUCUUCCCCUGUCAUUACUACUACUCCUGCCUCCAACAGUGCUAACCCGCUAGAGCCAAGAAAACCCCAAUCGGCUGGUAAAGUGUGUGCGCCAUUGCCACUCCUCCAACCUCAGUCUGCUCCUUCAACCCCACAGCAGCCCCAAACAAUGGUGUUCCAACAUGCUGAUCCAUUCCCCUUCAAGCCUCACGGGAUGCACAUUGAGGACAUCCCCAACAGGCCAAUGAUGGUCAGAGUUAUGGCAAGGAGUAGACAGAGGCCAAGAAACAAAGAUUUGGCAAUCGCAACGAUUUCUUCGCUGCCUGAGGGCUAUGAAGGUGAAUCCUGGACUAUGCAAUGUGAGAUCCUACAGCACAAGAAUCUAGGGGGUGGCCCAUUUGAUGAAGAGCCGGUGCCACCUCCUCCAGAAGACAUGGGGCCACCUCUAUAUGACUUCUUUGGCUUGGGGCAGCAUGUCCUAGCACCUAUUGCAGAGCAUGAGCAUCAGCUUUUGCACAAUUGGGGGCUUCUAGAAAAUGAUCAGAACAUACAAGGGGAGCAGGAAAACCAGGAGGAGGGGAACCAAUAG
This is a messenger RNA of Miscanthus lutarioriparius, 603 nucleotides long. Lineage: Eukaryota; Viridiplantae; Streptophyta; Magnoliopsida; Poales; Poaceae. The record is from the annotation of a GenBank genome assembly.